Messenger RNA from Linnemannia hyalina, 1128 nucleotides. The record is from the annotation of a GenBank genome assembly. NCBI's taxonomy places the organism in Eukaryota, Fungi, Mortierellomycota, Mortierellomycetes, Mortierellales, Mortierellaceae.
AUGGCACACAACAACACCUUGACGAUUGCAACAGAUAUGGAUCUGGACGCCUCGAUGUCACUGAUGUCGCCUAACAUGCCCCUCCACACCAUCCCCGAGUUCCCCGACGAAGAUGAGUUCGAGGAUAUCUCUCAGGGAGUGACUUCCUCACAACAGCAGCUUGCAUCAACAUUGUCACUGCAAGAGAGGAGGAAUAUCCUGAUCACUAGGAGCGGAGCCGACGACGAUGAUGAGAGAAAUAUCAAAAGCGACGGGCGGUGCUUUGAAGACGAGACGCAGAGCAUGUCGUGGACAUACGGCGAUAAUACCGAAUCACCAUCACUACCAUCGCCGUCUUCAACAGCAGCAACAACAGCAACAGAAGCGGCAAUGACGAAGGCUGGAGGUCGCUCAAACCGACUGUCAAUCAACCUAUCUUUCCUCUCUCCAUCAUCCCCUUCCUCCGCCUCCUGCUCGUCCGCAUCAUCAUCCUCCCCGCCUUCGGCAUCCUACUCCUCCUCGUCAUCAGCCAUGUCAUCUCCUGGCGGCGGCGCGAUAUCGCCCAUCCUGAACCCUUUCCAAUGGACCUCGGACUUGCGCCAAUACAUCAUGACCGAUAUUGGACCCCAACCCUCGAACAGUCAAGUCCCCGCCCUACGAAGCCAUUUCCACCUUGUCCGUCAGCGGUCGUAUUCCAAGAUCGGUGGUACGGGUUUCGGAGGGGCUGGAAUCGGCGGCGGUCUGCACUCUCCUGGAGGAAGUGGGUAUGGUCUUGGUGGGAUGUCGCCAUUGUCACCUUCUUCGAGCAUGGCCAAGGGGUUUGGGAUGUCGAUGUCCGGGAUGUCGAUGCCCAUGUCACCGACGACGGCAAUGACGAUUUCGCGGAAGGCGACCAGUCUGCAAACCCAAGCGUUGGUUGGUCAGUACGGAAAUGGCAAUGUGAUAAUGAUGACCGGUUCUGGAGCAAGUAAUGGGUCAUCUCCCUACUACUACGGAGGACGACGACAGAGUGAUGUGGCAUUGUAUCAGCAGCGGAGGGGCAGCAACAGCAUGGCCGAUCUGUCAUCGACAACUAUGACACUUCCUCAAGACAAGACCUUUGGGCGAGAGCUCAUGUUGCACCAUCCAGGUGCCUGGAGUGGCCAGUAG